CUCAUUCUGUAGCAAAGCUUCCCCUGCAAACCUCUUCAAACCAAACCUUUAAAGGGGUUCAACCCCUCCCAUUCUGCUCAACUCAAAUCUCUCUCUCUCACUCUCUCUCUCUCUCUCUCUCUCUCUCUCUCUCUCUCUCUCUCUCUCUCCUGUUUCUAUCAAGGCAUUAACCAUGUUUGAGUUCACAUUUGAGCUGAUGAUCCUGGCUGCUUCCAAUUCACUCUUUAUGUUCUGUUUCUGCAAUUUGAUAAUAGUCAGUCUCCUCGUUGGCUCAAAACUUGCUCCACUCUUUGAGCAAGACGCAGCUGUUCCUCAUUCCUCAAUGCUGGGCAUGGGACACAAGAACAAAGAAGCGGCUACUCCAGAAGAUGAUUUCAUCCAUGUGAACAGUGAUGUGAAAAAUGUCUUGACAGAUGCUGCUGGAGGUUCAGAUUACACUGAAACGCAGAUUGAUGAUUAUGGUUACGGUGAGGGUGAUCAUGAUGAUGUUGGGGAUGGUAAUGAUGAUGAGGAUGAUGAUGAAAAUAAUGCUGGAGGUUCAGAUUACACAGAAAUGCAGAUUGAUGAUAAUGGUUACGGUGAGGGUGACCACGAUGAUGUUGGGGAUGGUAAUGAUGAUGAGGAUGAUGAUGAAAAUAACGGGGAAGAAGAAGAUGAGCUGAGGAGAAGAGUGGAAGAAUUCAUUGCAAAGGUGAAUAGAGCAUGGAAGGCAGAAAUGUUGGCAUCGCAUUUAAUCCAAAGACAGAAUUUUCAACUGGGAACUGGUAUGCAACCAAUAUGAAUUUUCUAGUGAUAAUGAGGAAGAGUUUUUGUACAUGUAACAAUGAGGGGGCUACUUGUAGAAAAAAAAAAAAAAAAAAAAAAAUUAGUUUAAAAUAAUGAUCUUUGCUAUGACGGUCAGUCUUGAUGGCAAAUAAAAUCAUUUUCUGGACUUUUGUUUGAA
Messenger RNA from Malania oleifera, 943 nucleotides. RefSeq lists its product as uncharacterized. Lineage: Eukaryota; Viridiplantae; Streptophyta; Magnoliopsida; Santalales; Ximeniaceae. The transcript has a single exon. The coding region runs from base 173 to 781 and encodes 202 amino acids. The record is from RefSeq and is a predicted model, not a curated record.